This is a messenger RNA of Sorex araneus (European shrew), 2277 nucleotides long. RefSeq names its product growth arrest specific 6 (gene GAS6). Gene Ontology annotation, cellular component: extracellular region. The record is from RefSeq and is a predicted model, not a curated record. The coding region runs from base 97 to 2112 and encodes 671 amino acids. Gene Ontology annotation, molecular function: calcium ion binding. NCBI's taxonomy places the organism in Eukaryota, Metazoa, Chordata, Mammalia, Eulipotyphla, Soricidae. The transcript has 15 exons.
CGGGAUGACCGGCGCCCCCGCCCCGCGGCGCCCGCGGCUCGCCACGGCCUCCCGGGCGCGCUGACCGCGCUCCCGGCCCUGCCCGCCCGCCGCGCCAUGCCGCCCGCGCCCGCCGCCGCCCUGGGCGCGGCGCUGCUGCUGCUGCUGGCCUCGGAGUGCGCGCACGCCGUGAUGCUGCGGGCGCGCGAGGCGGCGCAGUUCCUGCGGCCCCGGCAGCGACGCGCCUUCCAGGUCUUCGAGGAGACCAAGCAAGGCCAUCUGGAGCGCGAGUGCAUCGAGGAGCUGUGCAGCCAGGAGGAGGCCCGUGAGGUGUUCGAGAACAACCCUGAGACGGACUAUUUCUACCCUCGAUACCUGGAGUGCAUCAGCAGGUACGGGUCUCCGUACGUGAAGAGCCCGGCCUUCGUGACCUGCGUGCAGAACCUCCCUAACCAGUGCUCUCCGGACCCCUGUGUUGCUGAGCGGACUCUGCUGUGCCAGGACCUCAAGGGCAACUUCUACUGCCAGUGCCAUGCGGGCUGGGGCGGGCAGCUGUGUGACUCAGAUGUCAACGAGUGUGCUCAGCAGAACGGGGGCUGCUCGCAGAUCUGCCACAACCAGCCCGGGAGCUUCCACUGCGCCUGCAACAGCGGCUACGUGCUGGGGCCAGACAGCAGCAGCUGCCAAGACGUGGACGAGUGUGCAGACGCGGGCACGUGCGGGAGCGCCCACUGCAGGAACCUGCCCGGCUCCUACUCCUGUCUCUGCGAGGACGGCUACAUGUUCAGCGCCCAGGAGAAGGCUUGCCGAGAUGUGGACGAGUGUGCCCAGGGCCUCUGCGAGCAGUCCUGCACCAACAGCCCUGGGAGCUACACGUGCCACUGUGACGGCCGCGGGGGCCUCAAGCUGUCCCCAGACAUGAGCACCUGUGAGGACAUCCUGCCAUGCGUGUCCUUCGCCGUGGCCAGAAGCGCCAAGUCCCUGUACCUGGGCCGCAUGUUCAGCGGGACGCCCGUCAUCCGCCUGCGCUUCAAGCGGCUGCAGCCCACACGGUUCAUGGCCGAGUUUGAGUUCAGGACCUUUGACCCCGAGGGCGUGCUCUUCUUUGCGGGGGGCCAGAGGGACAGCAGCUGGAUCGUCCUGGGCCUGCGGGCCGGCCGGCUGGAGCUGCAGCUGCACUACCAGGGCGUGGGCCGCGUCACGAGCAGCGGGCCCUUCAUCAGCCAUGGGGCAUGGCUGACGAUCUCGGUGGAGGAGCUGGAGCGCAGCCUGGUGGUGAAGGUGGACCAGGACGCCGUGAUGAGGCUCGCCGUGUCCGGGGGCCUGUUCCAGCUGCACCGGGGGCUCUACCACCUCAACCUGACCGUGGGCGGCAUCCCCUUCAGCGACAGGGACCUGGUCCAGCCCAUGAACCCGAGGCUGGACGGCUGCUUGCGGAGCUGGAACUGGGUAAACGGGGAGGACACGGCCAUCCAGGAGACCGUGCGGGCCAACAGCCGCAUGCAGUGCCUCUCGGCCGCUGAGCCCGGCUCCUUCUUCCCGGGCAGCGGCUUCGCCUUCUACCGUCUGGACUACGCUCGGACCUCCCCGGAGGUCGGCACGGAGACCACCUGGGGAAUAGAGAUCGUGGCUCGGAUCCGCCCUGCGGCCGACACGGGGGUGCUGCUUGCGCUGGUGGGCGAGGACCGCACCGUGGCCCUGUCCGUGGCCCUCGUGGACUACCACUCCACCAGGAAGCUCAAGAAGCAGCUGGUGGUGCUGGCUGUGGAGAAUGUCCCCCUAGUGCUGAUGGAGAUCAAGGUCUGUGACGGCCAGGAGCACGUGCUGGCUGUGUCCAUGAACAGCAGCCUGGCCUCCCUGGAGGUGGACGGCACGUGCGGCCAGCGUGAGGUGAGCCCUGCGGGGCUGCAGGAGAGACUGGCCGUCCUCGGGAGACACCUGCAGGGCCCUGUGCUCACCUUCGUCGGGGGACUGCCAGAGGUGCCGGUGACCUCAGUGCCCGUCACCGCCUUCUUCCGCGGCUGCAUGACGCUGGAGAUCAACCAGAGGACACUGGACCUGGACGAGGCUGCCCACAAGCACAGCGACAUCCUGUCCCACUCCUGCCCCCCGGCCACCCCCACGGGCACCUAGCCCGGGGAGGGAGAGGACCCAACCCACCGCGCCCAGCACCUGAGCAGCUCAGCAGCACCCACAGACACAAGAGACCGUGGGAAAGAAGUCUGUUAUUUUUAUUACCAAAUGCUUCUUUCUGAUUGAAACUACGGGGAAAUUAAAUAUUUACAGCCACCUUUUUAA